AUGAAACCUGCUGAUGUAACUGCUGCUAAUGAAAAAGAACUGCUGGAAAAAAUAUACAAACCUCUUCAAAGUCAGCAACAAGCACGAAAAAAUAAAUUCAAAGUCGGAGAUAAAAGAGUGCAGAAAACAAAUCCAACAACGUAUAAGCUUGUAGACUAUCAGGAUAAGCCAAUUGAAGGUGGAUUUUAUGCAGAAGAACUCAGCAAAGUCAAAUAUCCAGAUGUAUAUCUAGUGGAGAAAAUUGAAAAAAUACGCGGAAAUGAAUUGUAUGUAAAGUGGCUCGGCUUCGAUAGCUCCCACAACGGCUGGAUUGAAAAAUCUGAUCUGUAA
This is a messenger RNA of Microplitis demolitor, 330 nucleotides long. RefSeq lists its product as uncharacterized. NCBI's taxonomy places the organism in Eukaryota, Metazoa, Arthropoda, Insecta, Hymenoptera, Braconidae. Bases 1 to 330 code for a protein of 109 amino acids. The transcript has 2 exons. The record is from RefSeq and is a predicted model, not a curated record.